Molecule: messenger RNA, 306 nt
Organism: Capsicum annuum
Lineage: Eukaryota; Viridiplantae; Streptophyta; Magnoliopsida; Solanales; Solanaceae
Exons: 2
Coding region: 1-306 (101 amino acids)
Source: RefSeq, a predicted model, not a curated record
AUGACCUCUAAUAUAGUUGAAUAUAUUAACGGUUGCUUGGUAGAGACUAGAGAACUUUCUAUUUUAGGUUUCCUUGAAGAAGUUAGAAUUUUAUUUGCUGCAUGGAAUUAUAAGAACAGUGAAAUUGUGUCUUAUACAAACACAACACUCGGGAGAAGAUUUCAAGAAAUUCUGACUGAUAAUGGGGUUAAAGCUUUGCGGAUGACGGUUAAGACAGUUGGUAGUUAUUUGUACAGCGUAUAUGAAUCAGGAAGGAGGUACAUUAUUGAUAUUGAUCGUGGCACGUGCAACUGUGGCCAGUAUUAA